AUGCGUCUAACAAUCAUUCUGUGUUUUGCCAUUGUCUGUCUACUGGUUACAACUAUCAGAGCCAACGAUGAUCAAAACGUUGUCAACAAUGAUGAAAAUAAUCAACAUUUAACAAGUAAAGAUGAUGACGAUCAAGCUUCUGCAGUUGCUACACAUCAAGAUGACAUUUCUGAAAAUGCUGACAAGUCUUCAAGUAGUAAAGAAAAUAAAGCUUCAUCCAGUUCAGAAGACAACACAGGUAAUUCGAAAGCUGUAAUAUCCGAUCCAGUUCAAAUUACAAGUGAAAACAAAAAAUGUAGUUCUGGUGAAACUGAAGCAUCGUCGAAUGAGAAAUAA
Messenger RNA from Rotaria sp. Silwood1, 336 nucleotides. The record is from the annotation of a GenBank genome assembly. Lineage: Eukaryota; Metazoa; Rotifera; Eurotatoria; Philodinida; Philodinidae.